Molecule: messenger RNA, 2694 nt
Organism: Ceratotherium simum simum (southern white rhinoceros)
Lineage: Eukaryota; Metazoa; Chordata; Mammalia; Perissodactyla; Rhinocerotidae
Gene: FOXN2
Product: forkhead box N2
Biological process (GO): regulation of DNA-templated transcription
Cellular component (GO): nucleus
Molecular function (GO): DNA-binding transcription factor activity; cis-regulatory region sequence-specific DNA binding
Source: RefSeq, a predicted model, not a curated record
GAGGGCGGGGAAAGGGGGAGGAAGCGAGCGGGAGGGGGAUGUGGUGCUCCGCGGCCGCCACCGCAGCUGCCGCUGCCUGCUCGGUGCCGCGUCUCGCCGGAGGCGGCUGCUGGAAGCCGCCGGAGCAGCUGCGGCGCUCUGCCAUAUUGUGUCUUCCCCUGCCCGUCCUUCGCCUCCCCGCUGCGGCGGCCGAGCUGACGAACUAUAAGAGUAAAUGGGUCCAGUAAUUGGAAUGACUCCAGAAAAAAGAGCUGAAAUCCCAGGAGCUGAAAAGGUUGCAGGAUUAAGCCAGAUUUACAAAAUGGGAAGCUUGCCUGAAGCUGUUGAUGCUGCCAAGCCAAAGGCCACUCUAGUGGACAGUGAGUCAGCAGAUGAUGAACUCACAAACUUGAACUGGCUUCAUGAAAGUACUAAUCUUCUAACAAACUUCAGCUUCGGAAGUGAGGGUCUUCCAAUUGUCAGUCCAUUGUAUGACAUAGAGGGAGAUGAUGUGCCAUCCUUAGGACCAUCUUGCUGUCAGAACCCAGAAAAAAAAUCAGCAACUUCAAAGCCUCCAUAUUCCUUUAGUCUUCUCAUUUAUAUGGCUAUUGAACACUCUCCAAAUAAAUGUUUGCCUGUCAAAGAAAUUUAUAACUGGAUUCUGGACCGCUUCCCAUAUUUUGCUACUGCACCAACAGGCUGGAAGAAUUCUGUUCGACAUAAUCUGUCACUGAAUAAAUGUUUUCAGAAAGUGGAAAGAAGCCAUGGCAAGGUUAAUGGAAAAGGUUCCUUAUGGUGUGUUGAUCCGGAAUACAAACCCAACCUUAUGCAGGCUCUGAAGAAGCAACCUUUUGCUUCUCCUGCAUCUCCACAAAGUGGCUCUUUAUCACCUCAUUACUUAAGCUCUGUACUCAAGCAAGACCAGGUGCGAACCCUUAAAGAAUCUGAUAUUGAUGCUGCCACUGCAAUGAUGCUUUUAAAUACUUCUAUAGAACAAGGAAUUUUAGAAUGUGAGAAGCCUCUUCCUCUUAAAACAGCAAUGCAAAAAAAGAGGAGUUACGGCAAUGCAUUUAAUCAUCCCGGUGCUGUGCGGUUACAAGAAAGUGAUUCUUUAGCCACUAGCAUUGAUCCAAAAGAAGACCACAAUUACAGUGCAAGUAGCAUGGCAGCACAGCGUUGUGCAUCCAGGUCUAGUGUGUCUUCCCUGUCUUCUGUGGAUGAGGUGUAUGAAUUUAUCCCAAAGAGUAGCCAUGUGGGAAGUGAUGGCAGUGAAGGAUUUCACAGUGAAGAAGAUACAGAUGUUGAUUAUGAAGAUGAUCCUCUUGGAGACAGUGGCUAUGCAUCACAGGCUUGUGCAGAUACCUCUGAAAAAAGGCAGCCAGGCAAAAAGAUGCGAAAACAGUCAUGUCAGGAAAUUGAUGAGGAGCUCAAAGAGGCAGCUGGAUCUCUGCUCCACCUUGCUGGAAUUCGUACAUGUCUGGGUUCCCUAAUAAGUACUGCAAAAACACAAAAUCAAAAGCAGCGGAAAAAAUAGAAAUACCUGUUAGUGUGAAAUUAUUUUAAAAUGUGGCAAUAUUCUUCUACUUAAUUCUUUACAAGGGAUAUCAAAGCCAUAAUGGACUUGUUUUGUUUUUAGGGUGGGGGAGGGGUGCUAAUUGUUUAUUUCAAAACAUUUUUGUUUGUUUAAUUUUUAUUAAAUAAUUGAUGUUAGGAUCAUGCCCAACCAUAAAUUUGUGAAGUCCUAAAAGCAUAAUUUUUGUGAUAAGUGUCUCCAAGAUUUGAAAAUUUUGUAUAAGAAAAAUCCCCAGCCUCUGUGUUAAACUUGUAGGAAAAAUCUUUUACAUUAAAAAAUGUAAGAAUUGGCAACUCCAUAACUUUUUUUCAUUUUCUUUUCCAAUCUGUAAUUAACUAUAGUUGCUGAUCCAGCUAAAAAUUCCGCUGAUGUCUUUCUCGCAUCCUUCUCUCCUGACACAUGCAGUCCAGUAGGAAGAGAUUUGGAUUUUUUAUCUUGUCAUAAUUUUUGUUUUUAAUUAUUUUUUGUUGAAGCAUGACCAAAGUUGAAUAUAAAUUGAAAAAGAUCCUAGAUGUCUAGAAAGUUCCUUUUGGUUACAGAGGCAGAGAGUACAGUCAUGUGUUGCUUAAUGACGGGGAUAUAUUCUGAAAAAUGCAUCAUUAGCCCGUUUCAUUGUUGUGCAAACAUAGAGUCUACUUACACAAACCUGGAUGGUAUAGCCUGCUACACACCUAGGCUAUAUGGUACUAAUCUUAUGGGACCACUUGUAUAUGUAUGUAGUCCAUCAUUGACUGAAAUGUUAUGUGGCACGUGACUGUGCAGCAAAGAAUUCUGAUUUAGAAAAGGCAUUUUGUGGUGUAAUUUCAUCUAAGAACACUCCAAUUCUUAUUACAAUAUUAUAUUUGAACUUUUUUUACUUCCCAGAUGUUGCAUAGCAUUUAUUGGGGCCUUUAGUUCUUUCUCUUAGUGCUUUGCAACUAUGUUUAAAUUUUAGCCACUAGCUGUCUUUGUUGAGUAGAAACUAUCAAAUGAGAGGAUAUAGCCAUAGAAUGUGUGAUGGAGUUAACACCCAUUUUGACACACCUUUGCAAUAAGAGAAUCUUGCAUUUGCUUGUUAAAUGUACUGUGUUCUGAGAAUCUUGUAGUAGGAAUGGAGUAUAAUCUAAUGUAAACAUUUUGAGUACUUAUUACUUAUGUCAUCA